CAUGUUUGAUUGCAUCACAAGUGUGUGCCCAGUUCCAUUAAUGGAGCUGCCACAUAGAUGGCGCUGCGUUUACUUUGGGCAGCAUCCGGUGAAAAUGCAGUGGUCUUCAGCGACGAGGAGUUCCAAGCUUUGGUGCAAGAACGGGGCAACACCAUCAAAGCACUGAAGCUGGAACUUAUGUCCCGAGGAUUUGGAUCAAGGUUUCGACUGCGGCUCUUGCGCGCGGGAGAACAUCUGGAGCUUAGUGACGAUGUGGUGAUUGUCCCGCCACUGGUGCUGAAGAUGGUCAGGCUGGCAUUCCUACCAGCAGACGAAGAACGAGAUGAGGAAUUUCUUGAGGCUUGUGCGGAAGGACACCUAGAAGAAGUUGAAAGGAGGCUGCAUCAGCCUCAGGACCCCAACACUGCAGACGCUGCAGCAUUGGAGAAAUAUGCAGCUUUGCAUGUGGCAGCAAGCAAUGGCCACUUGGACGUGGUGCGCAUAUUGUUGGAAGCUGGGGCCUCUUGUGAUUCAGAUGAAGGUAUACGUAUAACUCCUCUGCACUGGGCUGCGGAGAUGGGCCACUUGGAAGUGGUGAGCUUGUUGCUGCAGGCUGGGGCCUCUUCCAACGCUGCAGAUGCACACGGCCGCACAGCUUUGUGCUGGGCAGCUGACAAUGGCCACUUGGAAGUGGUUCGCACAUUGCUGGAGGCAGGGGCCUCUUGUGAUCAAGCCACGACAGAUAACAGUGAGUUUCCCUUGCUUAGUGCUGCUGCUGCUGGGUAUCUGGAGAUUGUCCGCUUGUGGCUCCGAGGCCACCAGGCAGUGGUGCGCUUACUGCUGGCGGCUAGAGGUGAUGGUGCCGAUGAGACCCGUGAAACUCCGUUUCAUUUGGCUGCUUUGAACGGUCACAUGGAACUGGUGCACUUGUUGCUGGAGGCUGGGACCUCUUGCAAUCAAGCCACUUCCCAGGGAACAACUGCUUUGCAUUGUGCGGCACAGAAUGGUCACCUGGAAGUGGUCCACGUGUUGCUGAAAGCUGGAGCGGCGUAUGAUCAUGCCACUGUUGGUGGCUGGACUGCGUUGCACUUCGCUGCUUGGGACGGUCACCUGGAAGUCGUCCGUUUGUUGGUGGAGAUUGGCUCUGCCUGUGACGCCACAACUCAUGAGGGAGAAACUCCUGCGGAGCUUGCAGCUAAGGAGGGGUUUCAGGAUGUGGUCCUUUUCCUGCAGAAUGCAGCCAAGAUGCUGAGGAGAGAACAUGUGGCUGACUGACUUGUGCUCAGACGAGGUGCUUGAAACAGCUCACAGAUCCGGGAGAGAACUAACUGUCUUUUUCUUGGUUGUGUAGAAACCAGAGACAGGAUCCCCAGUCCCGUCAAUGCAAGAAUGCAUUGCAUUCCAGCUUAGAUGUUUGAUGGAACACUUCACAAGGUCUUGUACAGCUAGAGAUAGCUUGGCGAUGGCUGGGAGA
Durusdinium trenchii is the source of this 1453-nucleotide messenger RNA. The record is from the annotation of a GenBank genome assembly. NCBI's taxonomy places the organism in Eukaryota, Dinophyceae, Suessiales, Symbiodiniaceae.